Molecule: messenger RNA, 1751 nt
Organism: Octopus bimaculoides (California two-spot octopus)
Lineage: Eukaryota; Metazoa; Mollusca; Cephalopoda; Octopoda; Octopodidae
Cellular component (GO): membrane
Source: RefSeq, a predicted model, not a curated record
CGAUGGUUUUUAGUCCUCUAUUUUUAAGUUCAACCCCCUUGUCUGGAUAAGUUUUAGAUAUGCAUGUGGUGAAAUUAUUUGUGUUAUAUGGACUGUUAGAUAUGUAAUUCGUCUGACGUUCCGUGUGUCAUGUGGUUCGUCUGAGUUCAUUGUUUCAUUGUUGUUGUCUUGUGGGACUGUCGUAGUAAAAGGUCAUUGAUAUAUAUAUGGCGGACAUGACUUUUGUUUAUUCAUAACGAACAUUGGACUUGUGACGAUUUUAACUACCUAAAAAGCAAUAUGGAAGUGACGACUAACCAGAGCUACGAUUACCAUUUCGAAUACGAAUACGAAUACGAAGUUUUCCGAAAUGAUGCCUUUGGACGGUUGAACAUAUUCAUGUGUAUAUCGAUUAUCAUAGUUGUCCUGUUCGACAUAUUUCUAAUAGUCGCCGUUUUCCUAGAUCGUAAAUCUCAUGGGAAAACGCGCUCUUUGUCACUACUGAACUAUUUUCUGAACUAUGCUCUCGUUGCUUUGUUUGCUUAUUUCCAGAGUUUGCAUGUCUUUAUAGUUCGAGAUUUGCCAAAAUCUCAUUGCCUAUUCAUCGUUAUAUUAGCUUACACGGUUAACGAAGGUGAUAAGUAUUUCCUUAUACCUCUUUGCUGCGAGUUUAUCGUGAAGUAUUUUAGGCCAAGCAGAUACGAAAAUCAAAUUUUCCUAAUUAUCCAAUCCGUAUUGAUAGGAAUUUUGUGGGUCUUUAUUAGUAUCAAAACUUUGGUAAUCAUUCUAGCUUUUUCACACCAACCUUCAAAUGGCUGCUAUGUUUCCUACUAUAACAGUGCCAUUGUUGCUCAGUUUGUAAUAAGUAUUCUGUUGUUGAUUGCAAUGUUAGUCUUUAUAGGCUUCCUGAUCUACAUUGCCAUCAAGAGUAAAGAACAAGAGAUGAUGAAAUCACAAGUGAUAACUUUGAUUAUUAUUACAAUAGUGACUGUAAUUUUAUACUUUCUAAACAAUAUGAUUGUUGCUGGGUUUGUGGGACUAAUGCAUGCUAAUUUUUUUGUCAUUGAUCGGGUUACAAAUAUUGUCAUCUUCCUGCUUUUACCGUUUCUGUGGCUUUUCGAUGCCACUAUAAGACAAAGUAUUCGGAAUUUAUGUUCAAGGAAAUAUACAAAAUCUAACGGUCAUCCCUCGCACGAGUUAACUGAAAUAAAUUAAUCUUAUAAAGUGAUAUUAAACUAACAUUAUAUCCUUUGAUAUAGUAGGGUAAAUCUGUUCAGCAAUACAUUAUAAGGAUUGUAUGUAUGUCUGUAUGUACGUAUGUAUGUAUGUCUGCACGUGUAUAUGUGUGUUUGUAUGCACGCAUAUAUGUAUGUGUGCAUGUCUAUGUGUAUAUUUGUGCGUAUAUAUAUACGUACACUUACAUACAUCCAGACAUAUAUAUAUAUAUAUAUGAAAACCAGUGGAUAGAUUCCACUGAAAUUAGAUAAAUAACCUUCGAACAGAUAGUCAGCAGCGCCGCCUGGCUAGGGCUUGGCUGCUCUGCAUUGACAAGGGGCAACACCCUGAAACUAGUCUGCAGAUGCCAAACCAGCAGGGGGACGCUGCUGACCUCCCCUGUUCGAAGGUUAUAAAGGACACAGGUUUCGUGUGUCACAUAGCUAGCUAGAGGCGAUGGCUGCUUGGAGCUAAUUCACGGCAGCUUUCGUCCUAAUUUUGGGACUGCCAUGUUGGCUUGGCGAUAACUAUUAAUUUCCAGUACCGCUGCCGUAGUC